AUGGUAAAACUGGGUAUACGAUGGUUUAGAUCGAUUCUGCGUCGAUUUUUGAUCAUCGUGGUGAUCGUCCUACUUGCUAUAUUCCCCAUCCACUUGUUAUUUCGAAAUGCUGACAAGGGUCUUCCUCUUCUAGGAUUGAUAUCAUCAAAGAAACCGUUGUUGCCUAAAACCUCCUCCAUCACCAACGAUAAAAAUUCUUUACCACAAGCUCAUCUACAUAAUCACAAUUCGCAACAAUUACUAGUAUUUCCCCAAAAUUUCAAAGAUGAAGCUACUUAUAAACAGUUAUUUCCUGUUGACAAUAAGCAAGUGAUUAAUUAUUCAGGUAACAACUCUGCAUUAACUUUUGAUCAAUUAAAACAUGCAACAAUACCCCACAGGAUCCAUUUAUUCAAUUCAUUUUCUAAAUCCAAACAAUGUUCACAAUCGAUGCAAUCUUUGGAUUUAACAAUUAGUGAAAAUUUCAUAUUCGAUGCUGAUUUUAAAAGUAUGGUUGAAAUUUUGCAACAACAGUUGAAAACAGAUGAUGCAUUUAAACAUUUGGAUGGAUUUUUUCAGGGGAAAUUACCAACAAUGUUGGAGAAAAACACCAUUGGCAAACAUUUCUAUAAAUUUGCCGGUACUUCCGUAUGGUUAAAAGAAUACGGUGUCCAUUUGAUGGUUUCACGGGUAUUGUUUUCUCGAAGAGGAUUGAAAUGGAAUCCACAAAUUUCAUUGCUUUAUGCUCAAGUUUAUGAUGUUAAUUGGCAAGAACUAAUCAAUGUUGAAUUGGUUGUACCAGUAAUGGAUACUGAUGGAGUUACGAGGAUAAAUCAAAAUUUGAAAUUCCCUCGUUUUUUACCUAUUCCAUAUUAUUUUGAUUAUCAUUAUACCAAGCGUAGAUGGUAUGGGCCUGAAGAUACAAGGAUUAUGUUGAUUGAAAACGAAAUGCAAAAGGAAGAGCCAGUUAUUAUAUUCAAUGCACAUCAAAGAAAUAUUCACAAUUAUACUGUCGUUGAUGAAGAUAAAUCAAUGCAAAUCAAUUUCGAAUUCCAUCGAGCCAUGUUUAUUGGAUGGCCUUUCAGAUAUCAAUUGGGUAAAGUAAAUACUGAUGGGAUAUCUGAUUCGCGAUUUGAUAAUGUUAAGUUCACUCGGGUUAAAGAACUUAGGAUUGCGAAAAAGAAUAGAAAAGGAGUUGAGAAAAAUUGGACUCCAUUCAUUAUUCCUAAAGAUAGAGAUCCUAAAUUCCCCGGUGACAAAUAUAUCUACCUAAUUUAUCAAUGGGACAACUUAGAAGUUUUGAAAUGUGAACUACAAUUUUUCCAAAACAGUGAAGAUGAAAGUAAAUGCCAAUUUGUUUACAAGGCUAAGAAACUGAAGAAGCAAGGGAAAGUCGGUCCCAUUCGAGGUGGAACGGAAAUGAUUCCCUAUGGAUCAAUAGAUCCAACUUACAAGGAUAAAAAUGUAUGGAUUGGAUUUCUUCGUGCUCACAUCAAACAUUGUGGAUGUGGUAGAUCAAUGUAUCGACCCAAUUUCUACAUUUUCACCAAACUGGAAACUAGUGAUGAAUUCCAAGUACAAUACUUAUCAUCCUCUAUUUCAUUCAGUAUCCCCGUUAGUGGAUGGAGAAAACAUGAAGUACAAUGUGCCGCUAGAGAUCCUAAUGUCUUGAUCCCUAAUGGUAUUUCAUCAUGGGAAUACGAUCCAGUUACUAAACAAGAUGUGCUCGGGUUGACCCUAAGUGUAGCUGAUGAAAAUAAUAGUAUAUUGUACAUUUACGGAUUAAAGGGUAUGGUGAAGGACUUGUUAAACCAGCAAGAAUUGGCGCAAGUGGCAACUGGUGGUGUUGAUGGUGUUGAUGGUAAUAAUGAGCUUUUAAUGAAGUGUGUUCUUGAUGCAAGUAUUGAGUUUUGUAAAGCUUAUGGUGAUGAACAAACUAAAUUGGGUGUGACUGAAGAAGUAUUGAAGAAGUUGGAAGAAGAGAAGAAGAAGUUAGAGGAAGAAAAGAAGAAUGCUGUGGAAGAGAAUAAGAAGUUGGAAGAAGGCGUCAAGAAACAAGAAGAAGCUAAGCAAUAA
Molecule: messenger RNA, 2055 nt
Organism: Lodderomyces orthopsilosis Co 90-125
Lineage: Eukaryota; Fungi; Ascomycota; Pichiomycetes; Serinales; Debaryomycetaceae
Product: beta-mannosyltransferase
Exons: 1
Coding region: 1-2055 (684 amino acids)
Molecular function (GO): mannosyltransferase activity
Source: RefSeq, a predicted model, not a curated record